GCUGAAAUGGAGAUAGGAAUGCAACUACACUUGAUAGCCCAGAUAACAGGAGGGCUGAGAAAGCUUGCUCAAAGGAUUCCAUUGUAUUGGAGCCAGCGGGGCCCAAGCAGAUUGCCAGGCAUCGUAGGGUCUGUUGUCCGUCAACAACGGUCUGACUGUGUUCCAGGUCCAUCACAAUGGCCGACCACGGUUCUCCAGAUUACUUCAGCUGCUCCCUGUGUCUGAACCUUCUCAGGGACCCUGUGGCGAUUCCCUGUGGACACAGUUUCUGCAUGGACUGCAUCAGUGGCUACUGGAACGAGGCUGAUUACACAGGGAUUUACAUUUGUCCCCAGUGCAAGAUCACAUUCACCCAGAGGCCUGUGCUUCGCCCCAAUGCCACUCUGAACAUGGUGGCUGAGAAGAUCAAAAAGAGCGGCCUGAACCUCAACCUCAACACGUCCCAGGGGAAUAUCUUCGCCGGACCAACUGAUGUCCCCUGUGACUUCUGUUCUGGGAAGAAAUUAAAGGCUGUUAAGUCCUGUCUGAACUGUCUGGCGUCCUAUUGUGAGAAGCACCUGAAGCCUCACUAUGAAUCAGCCACAUUCAAAAGGCACAAACUGGUGGACGAGCUGGGAAACCUGGACCGGAAGAUCUGCCCGCAGCACCAGAAGUCCCUGGAGCUGUUCUGUCGGACAGACCAGAUGUGUAUCUGUGCUAUCUGCACAGUCAGUGAACACAGGGGCCAUGACAUUGUCUCUGCUGAGGCAGAGAGAGGUGAGAAACAGAAACUGUUGGGAGUCUCCCAAGCUGAGAUUAGACAAAAAUGCCAGGAGAGGGUGAAGGAGUUGGAGGAACUGAAGACAUCAGUCGAUUCACUGAAGAAUUCAGCCCAGAGGGCCAUGGUGGAGAGCCAGAAGAUGUUUGAGGACAUGAUCCGCUCCAUUGACAGGAUGAGGUCUGAGGUGACCAAGUUGAUCGGUAUCAACGAGAAGGCUGCUUUCAACCAGGCCGAGGCUUUGGUUGAGCGUCUGGAACAGGAGAUCGAUGAGCUGAAGAAAAAGGAGACGGGGCUCAAGCAGCUGUACAGCACUGAGGACCACAUCCACUUUUUGCAGAACUUUAACUACCUUUGCACUCCCACUGAUGACGGCUUCAUUCCUAAAGUUACUGUAAACCCCGACUUUUCCUUUGGCGCUGUGAGGAAAGCUGUGGCUGAGAUUAAGGAUCGCCUGGAAGAGUUUGGCAGAGAGGAGCUGCUCAAGAUCUCCAAGUCAGUGAGUGAGGUUCCAGUCUACACCACAGAAAGUCGAACAUUGGACAGAAAGAGCAGAGGCAAAGAAAUGAUCAUGAACAACCUUCCUCCUUCAGAGCCAAGGAGCAGAGCAGAUUUUGUGAAAUACUUCUGCCAACUCAAACUGGACCCAAUCACCGCCUACAAGGAGCUGUUCAUCUCUGAAAGCAGCAGAAAGGUCAUCCGCACCCGGGACCUGCAGCCCUACGGAGAUAACGCAGAGCGGUUUGACAGCUUUGCUCAGGUGCUGUGCCGGGAGGCUCUCUCUGGAGGCCGCUUCUACUGGGAGAUUGAGUGGAAUGGAGAGUUCUCCAUUGGAGUGGCCUACAAGAGCAUCAGCAGAAAGGGCAAAGGCUCGCUGUGUCUCCUGGGCUACAAUGACAAAUCCUGGAGUCUCCUUUGUUCCGAUACAGGUUACUCCGCCUGGCACAACAGGGUAGACAAACCUGUCAGCGGCCCGCACUCCCCAAGAAUUGGCGUGUACCUGGAUCACACUGCAGGUGUCCUGGCAUUUUACAGCAUAGGCAACACCAUGACCCUGCUGUACAGGUUUGAGACCACAUUCGUUGAGCCCCUCUAUCCAGGCUUUGGAGUUGGAACCUCAGUCAAGAUCUGCAAUGUCAAGUGAUUGUCAAUAUUUGAGCUCUCAUUCGAAAUCUAAAAAUAUUGGCUACUUGUUUCUUACACUAAAUGGAAAUGCUUUUGGGAUUUAUAUUUUUGCUAUAUUGUAAAAUUGUACCAAACCACAUAACUUAACUUUUUUGCUUUUUUUUUUUAUAAGAAGGCUUUUUUAAUGGUGUAUAUAUAUAUAUUUGCCCUGCACAUCAUAUAUCACAUGUUGCAUUCUGCUGUCAAAUCAAACAAUAAUGUUAGUUUUCUAAAAACCUAAGUGAAAUGGAUAAUUACGUCAUUAUCACACCAGUUGAAACUGAAGAAAAGUAUUAAGCAUCUGACAUUACAGUCUGGAUAAUAUUAUAACAUGUCACAUGUAUGUAAUAAAUGUCAAUGUCUCCAGUUCCAAUUCUCACUGAAUUAAAUGUAUGACAUAUUGUAAUGAUGUACUUAUUGUUCAAAAUGACUGUACCCUUGUGAUAACCCAAGGUAUAUUUACUUAUGUCAUGAUGCUGUAGGCCACUAUUAUUGAAAAAUACAUGUUAAAUAUAUCAAACAAAUGUAUGAGUAUUUCAACAACGUUCAUAUUGGUGCAUUAAGGUAUUAUCAUGGUUUCAGUACAUUCAGAAUAUUUCAUUUUCAUUUCAUUUUGUCAUGUUUUGAUAUCUAGCAGUUUUAUUUUUCACCCUGAACUAACCUUUAUUUAAUGUUGUGUAUGUUUACCUAUAUAAUGGCCAACCAGAUCAUAACUAUUACCCUUAAAAAUCUUGUUUUGUAACAAAAUGAUUCAUUUAUGGUUCAAAAUAAAGAGCUACAUGAAUGAAUGGA
Molecule: messenger RNA, 2713 nt
Organism: Solea senegalensis (Senegalese sole)
Lineage: Eukaryota; Metazoa; Chordata; Actinopteri; Pleuronectiformes; Soleidae
Gene: ftr82
Product: finTRIM family, member 82
Exons: 8
Coding region: 177-1901 (574 amino acids)
Molecular function (GO): zinc ion binding; protein binding
Source: RefSeq, a predicted model, not a curated record